Meyerozyma guilliermondii ATCC 6260 is the source of this 2037-nucleotide messenger RNA. Its product is annotated as RNA-binding snoRNP assembly protein. The record is from RefSeq and is a predicted model, not a curated record. The transcript has a single exon. Gene Ontology annotation, biological process: box H/ACA snoRNP assembly; pseudouridine synthesis; ribosome biogenesis. Gene Ontology annotation, molecular function: RNA binding. Lineage: Eukaryota; Fungi; Ascomycota; Pichiomycetes; Serinales; Debaryomycetaceae. Gene Ontology annotation, cellular component: sno(s)RNA-containing ribonucleoprotein complex. The coding region runs from base 1 to 2037 and encodes 678 amino acids.
AUGCAUGGCUUGGCUCAAUCUUGGCUAAAUCAUGUCACGUUCUCGGCUACAGAUUUGAAUCAGCGGCUCUUUGUUUGCGUCACGUGCGCCCAGCCACCCGCACCGCAUAAUGACGAAACACAAUCGUAUGUGUUAUAUGCAGUGCCUCAUCGCUUCUCAUCGCGGCCGCAUCUAGUAAGUACGCACGAUAUGCCCAGUGACACUGCUACAAUAGAGAGCAAACUGGCGACGCUACCGGAGCUGGUAGAUACCGAAACGGUAACAAAGACCGAGACAAUUGAGGCUGAUACAGAAAAUGGUUUAAUGGAUGAUGUGGCAGACAAUGUACCAACUGGUUCAACUGAUUCAACUAAUUUGAUUCUGAAUGCGGCUGAAUUACCGACAAAUUUACCUGAUUCACUGACUAAUUCACCAGCUGCUGAACAUUCUGGGCAAGAAAAAGUAGAAUUGGCUACAGAGGUUUCAGCACAGAAUUUGCUGCAAAAUUCAACAAAAACUGAUUCCAACGAUGAACCCCUCAAAGAUCUGACAGAUACUGGUACAGUCCAUAGUGACCUUCCCGAACCUCAAGAGAGCCUGGAAGUGCUGGAAAAAGUUGUUGAAGAAAAACAAGAUGCACUUCCCCAAUUCUCAGACGACGAAAUCGAGGUGAGCUCGCAGCUGUCUUCAGAUUCAGAUUCAGAUUCAGACUCAGACUCAGAAUCAGCCUCAGACUCAGAUUCAGUUUCAGAUUCAGGCUCAGAGUCAGACUCAAAUUCAGCUACAAAAAAAGAAAACCCAGUUCUCGAUGUCGACGAUGAAGACGAAGAAGCGGCUGGUGGUCCCAUAUACUCUAAGAACGAAGUCAUUGAAGAAAAACCGCUUCUUUUGCCUGAAGACUAUACAAUUCCCGAAGGCGCACCAUUGGAAUAUGUGGGAGAAAUCAACGGAGUUGUAGACAAAAGUGUCAUUAUUAAAGCCAAUACUUCGGGAGAAUAUAGAGUCUUGAACGAAGAGUCUGUUCUAUGCCUCGAAGACAAGACAUUGAUAGGUCCAUUGUUCGAAGUGUUUGGUCGCUUACAGGCUCCACUUUACAGAGUACAACUAGAAUCGUCUGAAAAAGCCAUCAGUUUUCGAGACCAUAUCGGUGCCAAAGUGUAUUACGUUGUUCCAGAUGCUAAAUUUUUACUCACAGAUACCAUAAAACAUAUCAAGGGAACUGAUGCUAGUAAUUGUCAUGACGAAGAACUUCCGGUUGAAGAGCAGGAAUUUUCUGACGAUGAACAAGAACUUGCAUCGAAACAGGCCAAGAAAAAGAAAAGGAAACCCAAAAAGGAACAGGAACAACCAAACGCAAAGAAACACCAGCCUCAAGGAUUCCAGCUGUAUGGUUACCCCACUGCGGAAAAAACUUCUCAGAGUCCCCAAGUAAAUUAUGGAUCUCCCUAUGGCGCAAGUUAUGGACAAGCGUUGCCGAUAAACCCAAAUAAUCCACAACAAACUCCACAACAAAACACUCCACAAUUGAACCAGACUUCUCAGUUUCAGAGUACUCCGCAGUUCCCACAAAAUGUACUGCUCCCACAAACUCCACUGUUCCCCCAAAAUGCACUGUUUUCCCAAAAUGCACAGCUCACUCAAACUCUGCAGUUUGCUCACCAAGCUCAAUUGCCCUCACAGCCUCCCUACAAUGGUCAAGGUUUCCAACAGUACCCAUAUCCAUAUAACCAACAUGCCAAUCCAUAUGGUACGCCAAUUAAUCAACUUCCAAAUAAACCUCUUGUUGGUCAACUUCUGCAUCCUGUUGCACCUCAGCAGAUGGGUUACGUACCGUCACAAUACCAAAACCCAUAUGGUCAAUUGCAGCCAAAUUAUGGUCAACAAAUGAACAUUCAGUCGCAACCUACGGCAAUGUCGCAUCCUCAGUAUUCACCAAAUCCUCAGUUUCAGCAACCACAGCAGCAAGCAAACCCAGCUCAGUUGCAGCAGCUUCAACAGCUUCUUCUCAACCAACUCCAGCAAAACCAGAAUCAGCAAUCUCCGCCAUACCAGCCAUAA